Molecule: messenger RNA, 3169 nt
Organism: Taeniopygia guttata (zebra finch)
Lineage: Eukaryota; Metazoa; Chordata; Aves; Passeriformes; Estrildidae
Gene: TTC29
Product: tetratricopeptide repeat domain 29
Biological process (GO): cilium movement
Cellular component (GO): sperm flagellum
Molecular function (GO): protein binding
Source: RefSeq, a predicted model, not a curated record
ACUUUUUAGGCUCAGCUAAUCCUGCUUAACUUUCACAUUACAGAGGGACAAGGUGGAGUCUUGUACUUCUGUGAAAAGAUGUACAGUGUGCUGGCAUUUGCCCACUCUGAGGAAUAAGAAUGUGCACUUUAAAAAUAAAAAAGUAAAGAAAAAUCUGAAGUGAAAGAUCCUGGAGGAGCCCCUUGAGAGCUGAAAACCACCCUUCCCUGAUGUGAAAGACACAUCAUUUACGCUGCUUCGCGGGUCAGCAGUGCUGGAAGUUAAAAUGAGCGUGUUGCCUCAAGCGGUACUCCAAAGCCCAGGGGAACAUCCCAAGUUCAUAGAGCAGCAUCUUUGCCCCCCAUUAGACUUUGCAAGGAUUCAUUUGAUCAAAGACAAAGAUGCCAUAGAUGAUUAUUUGGCGAAGAAUAUCAAAGGAGUGUCAACACAAGAAGCUGCUGCUUACAGGAAUUCAUACAAGAAGAACAUCUGCAUAGACAUGCUGUGCCGGGGUUAUCACAAGUCCUUCUCUGAGCUCCUCACUCUGAUCCAGAAGUGGAAUGCCUUCAGGGAGGCUGCAGGGCUUGGGUCAGCCAUAUGGCAUGAGAAGUCCCUGGAGGAGCAGCCUGAUAAGCUGGAUCAGCUUUACCACUUCCUGACCGGGGCUGAGGCAGCCCAGCGGGCAGGGCACUAUGAGAAGGUGUAUGAUAACCAGCUUAGCUUGGCCUGCUUUUUCAAUGACCCUGAGGACAAAUGGUUAAGUAACUACUUUUAUGAGCAAAGCUAUAACACUGCUCAAUUAGUAGAAAUUGAUGGUGGGAAGAGAAAGGCACAAGCAUAUGUAAACAUGGGCCUCGUCAAAGAGGAAGAAGGUCAUGUUACGAAAGCUGCUGAGUAUUUUGAAGCAUUUUAUCAGCUAACAGAGGGCUCAUCUUGGAAGGACGAAACAGGCCACACUUACACUUCACUGGCAUGUCAGCAUCUCUGGAGAAUUUAUACAUUGCUAGCAGACAAAAUGCUGGAAAAUCAAGAACACCAAGAGGCCAUCAAAAUGCUACUAAAAGCUUUAAAGAUGGCAAAAGAAGGAGGUGAUAUAAAGAUGCACGGAGAAGCGGCCUAUUGCUUAAGUCUAGCAUAUCAUUUUUCUGGAGAGCAUGAGACAGCAUUAGCAGUUUUGAACACCUCUGUAGAAAUCUUCACAACCCUUUGUGAUUCUGCUGGCCUGGGCAGAGCAUAUGCAGCUGUAGCCAAGAUCCUGGCAAGUCAGGGAAAAUCAAAUGAGGCUGUGAAGUACUUGGGAGAGUUUAUAAAGGACGCUGAGAGCGCUAAUCUAAGCCAAAGCCUGGUGGAUGCAAAUGUCCUACUUGGAAAAGUUCACAAUGAAAGAGGGAACUAUAACAAAGCUCUGGAAUACUUCAGUCAGGCCUCUGAAGCAGCGAAAGCUUUGAACAAUUUGCCCUUGGUGGCUGAAACAGAGAGUUACUGUGGCAUUGCCAAGGCUCAUCAGCUGAUGGUGGCGUUCAACAGCCACAUAGCAGCAGCAGCAGCCGAUCCCCUCAGCCUGCAGUGCCUGCUGGCAUGGAAGCAAAACAGAAGUGACAUGUGCACUGACCCUCUUCCAGCCGAACCUGGUAAAGAAACAAGUGCCUCAAAGUCUCUGUGAGCCUCUGUCCAAGACACCAGUUCAAGAUCUUCCUGAGGAUGCCUGUUUAUUGACAGAGAAGCUGAUGUAUAAUGAGUACAGGAAAAUCCUUGAAGAGUGGUGCAGCAAAGUAGGAAUUUCAGCAAAGGUUUUGUCAUUAAAAUGCUAUUGUCAAAAAAAGCAUCUGUAAUUUAAAUAAUUUUUUUACUGACACCUGUAGUCUUCACAGUCCUCAGAGGACUCAAGAGUCCUCAGAGCCUGCUGCUAUUGGUGUUGGCAUUAGGAAGAGUUAGAGGACAGAAGAUGGAAAUUAUCACUUUGCAAAAUACACAUAAAAACAGAAUUUGUAACCUUUGAAUUUUAUUUAGAAAAGUUGGUGAUUCAUAAUUUCACAUAUUAGAAAACCCCUUCUUUUAAACUAAACAAAGAAAGCUUUAUCACUCCCAACAGCCAACCAUUCCUUUCUCUUAAUGGAGGUUUCCAGUCUCAGAGUUUGUAGCGAGGUCCAUUAGACCUAUAAUCAGGUUUUAUGAUGGUGUUUGAGCAAGCAUUAGCUUUUGCCAUAGUAAUAACUCAAUUCACAAUUUUCUUCAGGAUUGUAAUCUGAGUAUGUGGUUGACAUGUGACAAUAGGGUUUCUCCCUGUUAAAGAAUAGUAAAAAUGUAUCAUUAACCAGCUCUUAUUAGACUAUUUUUGAUCCAAAAUGCUGUAUACAUGCAAUCUAAAUACAAAUAGCUAAAUAAUUUUAUUCUUUUGUUUCUAGGUCUUUAUUGUCUGAACACCAUGCUUAUUAUAACAAUGUUAAUUUAGAAGGCUUUUGCAAGGCUGAAAAGUUGUAUAGAAAUAUUCCCACAUGCAAUUGUGCACACACAUAGGCAACAAAUCUCCUUGCUCAGUCUUAAAAUGAGGUAAACAUUUUAUGGAAACCAGAAAGAUUAACAGGACUACGAAUUAAAUAUAAACAUCUGUAUUGUUUACCCCUUAAGUUUCCCCCUUAUAUUUUAAUAGUAUUGAUUUGAAAUAAGAAAAACAUUCUAAAACCAGCACAUUUUUUCAAAUAAUAUCUUAAAAUCCUGUUAAUCUACAAGCUCUUCUAAUCUUUGUAAGUAUAGCAUGACUGCUAAUUUUAGAUAUUUGGAAUUUCUUUUAUCAAAAUAUUGUCCAAAGAAAUUACAUAAUUGAAUUUGGCCUUCACAGUAAGAAUAAAUAAGUAUAUAAAAUAAUGCAAAUUGUGACAAUAUUCUAGAAAAUACACCAAUUUAUCAAGGGCAAGUUUCUAAAUUCUUAAUGGCUUUUAAUCCCAUGUACAUUUCUGCAGGAACUGAACAUUCUGGUUUUGUGUCUCAAAAGUUGUUGUGUAGUUAUGUUAAAUAGCAUCUGUGAUUUUCGCUAUUUUUUGCCAAUCUGUACUCGUUACUACAUGAUAACUCUGAUAUGCUUGUGAAAAAUGGUCAUGAAUUAAUCCCCUAGAGCAUUAACUCUCCCAUACUUUUUGAUACUUCAUCAUGCAGCUUUUAAUAAAAAUAAGGAGAAAUUUAUCAUCCUAUA